Messenger RNA from Thalassophryne amazonica, 1218 nucleotides. It is a transcript of the gene gadd45ab, whose product is annotated as growth arrest and DNA-damage-inducible, alpha, b. Gene Ontology annotation, biological process: regulation of cell cycle. The record is from RefSeq and is a predicted model, not a curated record. The transcript has 4 exons. Bases 245 to 709 code for a protein of 154 amino acids. NCBI's taxonomy places the organism in Eukaryota, Metazoa, Chordata, Actinopteri, Batrachoidiformes, Batrachoididae. Gene Ontology annotation, cellular component: nucleus; cytoplasm.
GUGAGAACUACAAGAAACUUUUAGAACUACAAGAGACGAUGAGAAGAACUUCAAGAAACUCUUACCAGAACCUUUGAGCACUACAUGAAACUUUUAGGACAUGAAAUGCUGAGAACUUCAAGAGACUCUUACUAGAACCUGUGAGAACUACAAGAAACUCUCACAACUUCAAGAAACUCUUACCAGAACCCGUGAGAUCUGCUUAUUCAGUGUGGAUCAGAGAAAUCAUCAUUUGAGCAGCAACAUGACUUUUGAAGAAACUAACGGAGAGAAUUCUUCAGAAAGAAUGAAAUCAGUGGCCAACGCUCUGGAGGAGGUCCUGAGCUCAGCGUUGCCUCAGGGUUGCAUCACUGUGGGAGUCUAUGAGGCAGCAAAGUCACUGAACGCGGAUCCAGACAACGUGGUUUUGUGUCUUCUGGUGACGGAUGAUGAAGAAGAUGUGGCUCUCCAGAUACAUUUCACUCUGAUCCAGGCCUUCUGCUGUGAGAACGAUAUCAACAUCCUGCGGGUGAGCAACAUGAGGCGUCUGGCUGAAAUCCUGGGCGGAGUGAAGCCCAGCGGGGAACCUGUGGACCUGCACUGUGUCCUAGUUACAAACCCUCCGUCAUCGCUGUGGAAGGGCACUGCGCUGAGCAGAGUGAGCAGAUUCUGCAGUGACAGCCGCGUUUUAGAUCAGUGGGUGCCCGUCAUUGACCUGCCCGACCGCUGAGGCCAGCAUCGUCCUGCGGACUGGGGGAAAUACUUUCACAGCACCAGCGUGCUGGUGUUUGCGUCAGACUGCGUCAGACUUCUGUGGAAGUGGCUUCAGAGAAGGAGUGGAGGGGCAGGCGCGGAACACGAGGAAAACAAACGUUCCAGCAGGUCACGGGAACUCGUGCUCUGAGGAGGAGUGACUCAGCACUCUGGAUGACUGAGCCUUUCUCUGCCAAGAAAGAAGCCUUUCCAGGAAACAGGAUCCACGUGUCCAGAUGAGCACAUGUGGCGCUGAGAGUUCAGACUGAGAACCUCAGCAGUUCCACUGAAAAUUAGUCUAAACUUUCAUUAAGAGCAGAGUCUCUGUGGUAUUAAAAAUUUGAAUAAUCAAAAAUGGGAACACCCAUCCUUCUUAUUUUAAAGACACUGUAUUAAUUUCAUUGUGUUUUUAUUUGUUAAUAAUUUAAUGAAUUUUAUUUAUUGUGUAUUGUUCCUGAAGUACUGAAUCAAAUAAAAGUGUUUAGA